Molecule: messenger RNA, 1035 nt
Organism: Drechmeria coniospora
Lineage: Eukaryota; Fungi; Ascomycota; Sordariomycetes; Hypocreales; Ophiocordycipitaceae
Exons: 6
Coding region: 1-1035 (344 amino acids)
Cellular component (GO): nucleus; cytoplasm; ribonucleoprotein complex
Molecular function (GO): mRNA binding
Source: RefSeq, a predicted model, not a curated record
AUGAGCGAGGUUUCAUCCACCAGGCUCUACCUGGGCAACCUGCCUCGUAACGUCACCAAGGCUGAUGUCGAGGCCCAUUUUGCGACGCAUGGCACCGGUGAGAUCACCGAGGUGAAGCUCAUGAAUGGCUUCGGCUUCAUCGAGUAUAAGGACCCGAUGGAUGCCCGCGAUGUUGUUCCCGGUAGGAACGCCCGUUCAUUCCCGAUGGCCGAAUGGGUUUUCAACAGAUUUGCUGAUGCUCUCCUUUCUCUCGCAGCUUUCCAUGGAUCCGACUUCAUGGGCGAGCGACUCACCGUUCAAUUUGCCCGUGGAUCCCGUAACCGGGAAGGUUUUGGUGCCUUUGAACGCGCUCCGCCGCGGCCGCGACGAACUGCUUUCCGGAUGCAAAUCACCGGGCUCCCAAGCGAUACCAGUUGGCAGGACCUCAAAGACUUUGCGCGCCAGUCCAGCCUCGACGUGGUAUACUCCGAGACGGGCCGUGACUCGGGUAGGGGAAGCUUCGUCGAGUUCGAGACGGCCGACGACCUGAGAGCCGCGGUGGAGAAGCUCGAUGGGCGGGAGUUUAAGGGCAGCCAGGUGCAGUGCGCCGCCGAUAUCCAGCCCGACAUGCCUCCUCGCGAACGUGGCCGAUCCCGCUCCCCCGGCCGCCGGCCGUACGCGCCUCCGUACGAGGAAUACGACCGUCGCGGACCCCCUCGCGCCGGCGGCGGCGGCGGCGGCGGCGGUGGCGGCUACAGCCCUCGCCGCGACCCUGGCGCGUACGGAUACCGCGACCGGAGCCCCCGCCGCGAAUACUACGACGAUCGAUCCCGCUAUCGCUCCCCUCCCCGCCGCCCGAUGGAGGAUUACCCGCAGGCGCCGUGGGGACGAUACGAAGACGCGUACCGCCGCGACUACCCUCCGCCUCCCGCGGAUCCGUACGCCAACGGCCGUCCCCCGUACGAGCGACCGCCGAGAGACGGGCCACCUCGGGAGCCCGCGUACCCGCCCCGGGACGGGUACACUCGCGAGUACGACCGAGGCGGACGCUACUAA